Messenger RNA from Cucumis sativus (cucumber), 2836 nucleotides. RefSeq lists its product as uncharacterized. Lineage: Eukaryota; Viridiplantae; Streptophyta; Magnoliopsida; Cucurbitales; Cucurbitaceae. The transcript has 4 exons. The record is from RefSeq and is a predicted model, not a curated record. Bases 1807 to 2619 code for a protein of 270 amino acids.
GGGGCUCGUAUAAUGGAAACCCUAACGCGUCUUCACUUCAUCUUCCAUUCGUUUUUCUCUCCGAUUUACUUCCUCUCAACGCGUCUUCAUCCUUCGCAACUCAUCUUCAUCCUUCGCAACUCGUCUUCAAUCUCUGUACACUACUCGUUCUUUAAGCCGUUUAAUCCUUCCAAUCGAAAUCAUCCCCUCUCUUCAAUCCUUGUAACGACAUUGAUUUUUCUUUCAUUUCGGAAAAAACUUUUCCCUUUUUUCAUCAACUCAGCUUCAACAUAUUCCGGUUUAGGUAUGGUCGUCGUUUUCUUCUCGGUAAUUUUUACUUCUUCUUCUAUCUUCCUUUCUCUCCCACUCUUCGUCCUCCCAGUUUUCGUUGAAGGCUUCGCUCACCGUGUUGCUUCCGAAACAAAUGGGUCUUCUGUCGGUUUUAUUGAUCGGCUGUGUUUUACAUUUUGCCUCUGAAACCUUUGCCCUUGCAUGUUCACCACUGUUAUUGGUGAACAUGCAAUCCGACUCGGUUUUCCCCUUCCAGAAGACCUUGCCGCUUGGACUCCCACUUGUCGAUCGGGUAAUUUUUUUCCCUAUGAUUUGGACACAUUCUACACUACGGAUACUAUCUGCAUUUGGGAUGUUCGAGCAAGGUAUGGUCGGAGGUAAGUGGUUGGAUUUCAAGUUUCUUUCUUUGCCGAUGAUGAGGAUUAAAGUUAUGCACUGUCUGAAUAAUUUUCUUUCUGAUUAGUUCAUUUCUAUGCAUAAUUAUUUGUAAUCGUUUUUGUUUUUUACUUUUAUUGUUUUUCAUAUUCGGUCAUCCCAAUCUGUUUACUUUCGACGUUUUUUAUUACAAUUGUUCCUGUAGUUUUUUGAAGUCAGUUCUGUAUAUGUGUAUCUAUGAAAAAUUUUGUCUAUGUGCUUCAACAUAUAUCUCUGUCUAUGUGAAAAAUUUUGUUGGUUUCACUUUGUAAUCUGAACAUAUUUUGUACCACUUUUUAAUAUUAUCCCUCAUAAAUAUGUUGACAUAUUUAUUUCAUUUGGCACUUUGACUAACUAUGUUCACACUGCCUAUUUACUUGCAAUCAAUAUGACUUCUGAAUUUGCAUAUGACUUCUGAAUUUGCUUUGCUGACUAGUCUUCUCUCUUUACUUGUGUUCUGUUUCUUUCUCUUUAUUUCUAAGCAAAUCUCAUUCAUCCAUCCAUUAAACUGCACUGUCUGUGUUCAUUUCAUUUUUUGGUUAUUUAUUUGUCUACUCAUAGCUUAUCUUUAUCUUAGUUGUAGGUUUUGACCAUUUGCUUCCCUUUUCUGUACACUUCUGUAAUUUGCAGAUAUUCAUAUUUUAUUUUUUUUUGGUUUGAGUGAAUAAAGGCAUACUUAUUCACCCUCUAACCCUCUAUAUAUACCACUCCCUUUGUUGUAUUUUAUUGUGUUGUUUUCCUUGCUUUCUCAUUUGUGCUUUCUUUAUUUGGUAUGUAACUUAACUUUGUUUUCCUUCUUUUCAACUUCUAUUUCGACUUCUUUUUUCUUUUGCCAUAUCAAUGUUAAGUAGAUUCUGUUAUGUUUAAAGCAUAUUUGUGUCGAUGUUUUAUGCUUAUUUGGUUGCAUUUGUAUAGCUAUAUAUGUUUUUGCUGCACAUCCAAUUGUAAUAGUUGAUCCAGUUCGUUACACCGAACGGAUUCAGUUCCUUUGAGGCACAACGCUUUUUUAAAUAACACGGCCUAAAUUGCUCAUUCAUUUUAAUCAAUCUUCUUUUUUCAAUUUCACCUUGACAUUCGUCCAAACAAUACGGAUAUCUGACUUCCUACUUCGUUCGUUAGAGUAUGACAAGUUCAUCACGUGCUCCUAAGCAUGUAUGGACGAAGGAGGAGGAGGCAACCCUCGUCGAGUGUAUGGUCAAGUUGGUGUCUGCUGGUAGAUGGAAGUCAGACAAUGGCACAUUCAGACCUGGGUAUCUGGCACAACUUCUGCGAAUGAUGGUUGUGAAGUUGCCGGGAUGCAAUGUACAUGCGACCACAGUGAUCGACUACCGCAUAAAGACGUUGAAGCGCUCAUACCAGGCAAUCGCAGAAAUGCGUGGCCCGUCAUGCAGUGGGUUUGGUUGGAAUGACGAUGCGAAGUGCAUCAUUGCUGAGAAGGAGUUUUUUGACAACUGGGUCAGGAGUCAUCCUGCAGCGAAGGGGCUGCUAAAUAAGCCUUUCCCAUAUUACGACAAGUUCGCGUAUGUAUUCGGGAAAGAUCGUGCAAUGGGCGCCCAUGUAGAGACCUUUGCCGAUGUCGGAUCCAACGUUCCUCCUGGGUUUGAGGAAUUUCCUCCCGUGGAUCAGAAUGAUAUGGAAAUUCCUUCCAUGUCCAGCCAUAGGUUUAACAUGUCACAAGACGACAUCACACGACCAAGUCGAGGAAUCGAUAGUAGGACGACUUCAAGUGGCUCAAAGUGUAGGCGAGGAGGGCAAACUUCGAAAACAGCUGAUGUGAUUAAGGAUGCCAUGGCUCUUCAAACUGACCAGUUGAGACUCAUUGCAGAGUGGCCGCGGUUGGCACUGGAGGAUGAAAGUAGAGUCCGUAGAGAGGUGGUUCGCGCAUUGCGUGCCAUACCUGAGCUCAGUAGGUUGGAUAGGGCGCAAUGUAAUUGAAUACUAAUGAACAAUUUAACGGACAUGAAGGGUUUCCUCUAACUGUCAGAUGAUGAGAAGCUUGACUACUGCACGGUGCUCAUACGAGGCGCUAGCUGAUUGUUUGUUUUACUUCCAUCUUCGUAUUCUUAUGUUUUUUGUUUAUGUUUGUACCUGUUAACUGCUUUUGAUUGGUGUUUUCGAAUGAUAUUGCUAGUCAUUUGUUUUUGUUUUCAUA